AUGGAAAUACCUGAGGACUUGGAGUGCUUUUUUAAAGAAAUAGAAGACCGUGAUGAGGAGAUAGAAUAUCGUGAUGAGGAGAUAGAAUACAAUGAUGAGAAAAUGAGAUACAGUGAUGAAGAAAUGGUUGAAAGCUAUCAAAUCGAAUUAGAAUCAGAGUCAAGUGAUGAAGAUACUGCAGAUGAAGAACCCGAAGAUGUUCUUGAAAAAGAUCAAAUUGAUACAGAUAAUUUAAUUGAGAAGCUUAAUUCGUAUUGUUUGUGUAGAGAAAAAUGUAGUGACAAGGUUUCAUCGGAUCAAUUGCAGUCUUUAGUAUUAGAAAGCAUAAAAAUGAACAAAAAACAACGCCGAUAUUCAAUGUUAAUACUUAUAGCUUCCUCGGAUAAGGGACCACACAAAAAAUAUUUUCAAAAUAGAUAUCAACUGCCAUAUUUUGGCGAAGUUCAAGAACAACAGUCAAUGCUUCCCCAACUUCAUGGAAAUACUGGUCGUCGACCUGAUAAUGCAUUGCCUGUUGAGACACUUAAUAAAGUAAAAUCUUUUAUUAGGUUAGUUGGAGAACAACAUGGUGAAUCAUUGGCGGUUAGGAAAUAUACUCGAAAAAAAGUAGAUGGGCAAAUAACUGUACAAUAUGAAAAACAUGAUCUUAAUAAAAUUAUCAUCAGAAAGCCAUCUAAAGAUGUAUGUGACGAAUGUACUCUAUUUAAACGUACAUUAAAAGAAAGUAAUAGCACCAAUGAGGAUCUUAAUGACCAGUUUGCUACACAUGUAAACGAUUAUCAAUUGCCACAUGAUCCUCAACAACCAGGAAAGUGGUAUUAUUUAUCAUUGUUAAAGGUAUACCAAUUCGGGCUAGUAGAUGAAGGUAUUGAUCUUCAUUGGCAUAACUUGUAUACGGAAGGAAAAGCAUUAAAGAGAGCAAAUGAAGUUACAUCUAUAAUACAUUUAUUUCUUACUUCUGUAGCAGUUGACCGUGGGUUUGGUAAUACUAAAAGAGAAUAUGCAAGAUCAGAAGUUUGGUGUGUUGACCAGUUAGUUGAUAUUAUUAAUAAGAGUGCAAACAAUAAUAUCUCUAUAAAUUUGGAGGAUCAAAUAGAAUUAUUCCGUGAUUGGACUUCAGCAUUAGGUUCAUUGUACCAUAAACCUCCAGCUAUUCAAAAAUAUCAUUUUUUUCAGUUUAGCUGUGAAAAACCUGGUAUAAUAAGAGCAAAGAUUAGGUUAAAUGAUCCCUGGGAUGAGUUCUCAUUAUUAAAACCAAAUGUUAAUAUUGGAAGUCUGAGUCUUCAAAAGCUUACAGAAAAAGGUCUUGCCGAAGAAAAGCAAUUAGCCCACUUAAUGGAUCCACUCUCUCAACCUUCGAAUGAAGAGCUAGGAAAUAUAAUGGAACCACCUUCUCAACCUUUGAAUAAAGAGCAAGGAAAUAUAAUGGAUCCACCCUCUCAAUCUUUGAGUGAAGAGCAAGGAAAUGUAAUGGAUCCAUUCCCUUAA
Molecule: messenger RNA, 1488 nt
Organism: Racocetra fulgida
Lineage: Eukaryota; Fungi; Glomeromycota; Glomeromycetes; Diversisporales; Gigasporaceae
Source: the annotation of a GenBank genome assembly